Lottia gigantea (owl limpet) is the source of this 591-nucleotide messenger RNA. RefSeq lists its product as hypothetical. The record is from RefSeq and is a predicted model, not a curated record. The annotation marks the transcript as partial. The transcript has 5 exons. Lineage: Eukaryota; Metazoa; Mollusca; Gastropoda; Lottiidae.
UUAAAUAGAAGUGAUAGUGAUAGUUCUAUGCCUAAAUACAAGAAAGGACCAUUCCAUCGUAAUGCUCUAGAAAGGAGAAGUUUAAGAUGGAAAAAGGUAAGAACAACUGGUCCACCGUCUAGCGCCCUUCCCAUGAGAACUUCCCUGGAUCUAGAAUUAGACUUACAAGCUAACCAUACCAAACUGGAUCAUCUUAAAGAUGAAAUUGCUCGACUUAAAGACAUCAAUAAACGUUUAUCUGAUGCUAAAACCAAAGGUGAAACAGAGCUGCCACAAUGGAUGAAUGAUGAUCAGAGUUUCCAGAACUUACUUUCAGAGGCUGAGAAAUUGAGAAAUGAAAUGAAAGCCAAUUCAUCAAAACAAGAUCGUCGAGCAGAACAGUUGUUAAAACGAGCGACGAGAGAUGUUCAACGAAUGAGAAAAAACAGUCCAGCAUCUAAUGUUAUUUCAUUUAAAGAAAAAAUGGCAUUCAUUACAUCAGCUAAAACAACAGUUCCGGUUUUACCUGGAACCAUCAUGACAGAAAUACCAAAAGAUAGAGAGAGACUGGAGGAAUUUCUAAGAGAUGAUAGGAUUGGUGAAGAAGUAUGA